Molecule: messenger RNA, 2001 nt
Organism: Dufourea novaeangliae
Lineage: Eukaryota; Metazoa; Arthropoda; Insecta; Hymenoptera; Halictidae
Product: pentatricopeptide repeat-containing protein 1, mitochondrial
Exons: 4
Coding region: 1-1905 (634 amino acids)
Molecular function (GO): protein binding
Source: RefSeq, a predicted model, not a curated record
AUGUUCUUAUCCAAGACGAAUUCUCUUCUAAGAUCAAACAUAUCCACAGGUUAUAUUGAGGACUGUAUUCAUUGUAUCAAACAAAGAAAGCAAUGUUUAUGCGUACUAAAUUUGCAUAAAUACAGCAAUUAUAUACAUACCAAAUGGAGUCCUACAUGUACCAUUAUAUGUACAAAUGAAGAAAGAUCAAAUAGAAAUAAUGGACCUAAUGUACAAUUUACAAAGAACCUUUGGUACUGGUCAAGUUUGAACAGAAAAUUCUGUUCAAAGAAUGUACCAAAGGAUGCCAAUGUCUUUGGAGAUCUUGCAUAUGAAAGAUUUGAAAGAGUUGAAAUGGAUAAAGCAGAAGAAGAAGAAGAAAGGUACAUAGAAAAUGAUGCAAGAGUGCCAAGGUGGCAAAAAUUAAGUCACGGUCAAUAUUGCAAGCUUAUUAAAUCUCAUAUAGCGAAAGGAGAUUUGGAUCUAGCAUUAAGUGUAUUAGAUUUAGUGAAGAAAAAUCGUGACCAACCCACUGUAUAUAUGUAUAGUUUGUUAAUUUAUGGAUUUGCUCACCAAGGAAUGGUGGAUCAAUGUUUCAAGCUCUACAACAAAUUGUUGAAACGUGGUUUAAUUCCUAAUUCAGCAAUAUAUAAUAGUUUAAUUAAUGCUUGUGCUACAUCAGAAAAUACAACUAAAGCAUUGGAAUAUUUGCAGACCUUGAGAGAAAAAUUUUAUGAGAAAAACAUUGUUUUAAAUGAGACACAUUUUAUAACUCUUAUAAAAGCUUAUAGUUGGCAUAAACAACUUAUGACUGCUUUUGAACUAGCAGAUGAAGCAAGGGAUAAACAUUUUUUCUCAAACAGAAUAUAUUCUGUUCUAUUUCAUGCAGCAAUCAGUGAUAAAAAGAAUGGAUUAAAAUAUGCUUUAAUUUUGUGGCAUCAAAUGAAGAAACAUAAACUAAAACCAAGCAUAUUUCAUUAUAAUCUGCUUCUUAGAGCAAUCAGAGAUACAGAGUUUGGAGAGUUAAAUUUGAAUGAUUGCCUAAUACCUAACUCAUCGAGUACUCAAAUUCUGCUUAAUGAAACAGGAAAUUCAGACUUAUUAGAUUCUCCACCAGUAUUAAAUAUUUCAGUUCUCAACUUAAUCAGGGAUGAACUACAAGAUAAAUAUAACAACCAUAGUGUAGAAAAUAAUGAUUCCAAAGCAGUUGUAGCUGAAAACAAUGUAAUAUUAUCUGAAAAUUUGAACAAGAUAUUAGAAAAGAAUCGAUUAAUUUUCUUUGGUGGAAUAGAGUUGUUAUUAAAAAGAAUGGAAAGUGACAAUGUAACACCUGAUAUCAGAACAAUGACAUUGCUUGUAGAAUUACUUCCACCUUCUUUAGAAGCAGAAAGGCAGUUGCUUAAGUAUAUUGCUAAAGAAAAAAUUGAAGUAGAUAUAUGUUUCUUUAAUAUCCUUAUGAAAAGAAGAAAUUAUAGAAAACAGUAUAAAGAGGCAAAGGAGAUUCUUGCUGACGUACAGAGGCAUCAUCUUUCACCAGAUAUUAUGACUUUUGGAAUACUAGCCAUGGGAUGUACACAGCUAAGAAAUGGAAUUGAACUAUUAGAACAAAUGGAUAAUAUUGGUUUUGUACCAAAUUAUGUAGUUUUAGGAGCAUUAAUACGCACAGCAACUUAUAGUAAAGAUUUUAGAUAUAUAGAAUUUUUACUGAAUUACAUAUUAGAAAAUAAGGUGAAACCAUCUAAGUUUAUAUUUGAAACAUUAGAAAACUUUGAAACACUGAUUUUACAGUAUCUAAAAAUAAAGAAUAGAUACAACCGUAAAGAGCUACGGCAGCUACAAAGAGAUUACAACUAUUUCAAAAUUUUCUAUGAGGAAUGGAAAGAAAAAAUGCAACAAAAUGUUGUGAAAAUGACAAAGAAACAAUAAGAAACUAAUAAUAUUGUCCUGUUGGUUGUGCUCCACAUGUUUCUAAUGCUACAAAAUCAUCGACAUGAAGAGACGGAGGUCGCGAAGUGUUUGGUG